AACUCGAAAUGUCACAAGCACGUUGAGAGCUGGUGUUGUUUGUAAAUAUAUCGCCCAUUGUUAACGCCGGCACAAUGAAGGAACGAAUUUUAACAAAUAAUGAAAAAUCUUUCGUACAAAAGGCUAUUCUCGAAUCGAUCCGCAUCGAUGGUCGAACACUGGAUGAAUUCCGCAAGCUGCGGAUAUGCUUCGGCAGCGAAUGGGGUCUGGUGCAUGUGAUCCUGGGAGAAACCCGUGCACUGGCACGGGUCACUUGUGAGGUGGUGGAACCAAAAGCAACCCGUCCUAACGAGGGUAUGCUGUUCGUAAACGUCGAGCUGGGACCAAUGGCAGCGCCACACUUUGACGGAGGCCGUCAGUCAGACGAAUGCGUACAAUUGAAUCGCAUUUUGGAGCGUGCAUUGAAAGAUUCGGGUUGCGUCGACCUGGAAUCGCUAUGUUUGGUGUCUGAGGAAAAGGUUUGGACGCUGCGUGUAGACGUGACCGUGCUGAAUCACGAAGGCAACACGAUAGAUUGCUGUUCGAUAGCUGCCCUGACAGCACUGGCACACUUCAAGCGACCGGACAUCACGGUCGACGGUGAGAACGUGAUCGUACACACCAUGGAGGAGAAGGAUCCAAUCAAGGUGACGCUUUUCCAUUAUCCGAUAUGCGUGAGCUACGGUAUUUUCAACCAGGGCAAAAUAGCCGUCGCAGAUCCCACCUACCUGGAGGAGCGUGUCGGUGAAGCGAAAAUGGUUUUCGGCAUCAACUCGUACGGCGAACUUUGUGGGUUGCAUCUCGGUGGCUCAACGCUCACGAGUUCCAAUCUACUGUUGCGUACAUCGGCGAAGGCAAGCAAACGGGCCCGGUUGGUGGUAGAAAAGAUCAAAGCCGCCAUCCAGAAGGAUAGCGACGAUCGUGAAAAGGGUUUGCCGGUCGGAUUUGCCGAAGGAAUCGAGCGUAACGAGACGACGGUACACGCCCAGGACAGAAUACAGGUACGUUUGAAGCGGUUCAAGCUGAAAGUUGCCGGACAAGAACGAACGGAUUCUGAUUAUGAGGAGGAACUGGACGACGCAAUGGAAACAGUCGGUGAAGCUUCCACUGAGGCAAACAAUGAACCGGAUGAACCGAUGGCUGUAGAUGAAGUUGUAAAGAUCGGUGAAAGUGCGGCCGUACUGAUACCGAACACUAAAGUUAUUAGCAACCAAUGGAUAACGGAAGAGGAACUGAUGGAGGUAAAGGAGAAGUCGGGCAAAAAGCGAUCCAAAGCUGGUUUGAAGCGCAAGAAGAAAACUUUACUUUCCCGCCCAAUGCAAGGCGAGGCUGUAGAGGUCGAUAGUAGCGAGGAGGAAACGGUAACGCUAACUUCAGCAGAUAUGUGAAUAAAUUGCUUAUUUCUUUUUCUUCCGCGAA
Anopheles funestus (African malaria mosquito) is the source of this 1398-nucleotide messenger RNA. RefSeq lists its product as uncharacterized. The record is from RefSeq and is a predicted model, not a curated record. Bases 75 to 1367 code for a protein of 430 amino acids. NCBI's taxonomy places the organism in Eukaryota, Metazoa, Arthropoda, Insecta, Diptera, Culicidae. The transcript is spliced from 2 exons. Gene Ontology annotation, cellular component: cytoplasmic exosome (RNase complex); nuclear exosome (RNase complex). Gene Ontology annotation, biological process: nuclear polyadenylation-dependent mRNA catabolic process; nuclear polyadenylation-dependent rRNA catabolic process; U5 snRNA 3'-end processing.